ACUUGAUUCUGCACUCUGUGGUUGGACAUCUGUGCUGUGUACAGAAUCUAACACACUUUCUCAAGAACAAGACUAUAAAUAACAUAAUUUAAAGAAUCUUUUCGCGAUCCUUUUAAAUUUCGCGUAUUUACUAAAAUAAUUUUUUUAAUUAAUAUAAAUUAUUAAAAAUAAAGUGUGGUAACAAAAAAUAUUGCUAACACUGCGCAAUACUAGACAGAACCAACAAGCAUUUUUCGCUUUGUUGAUUCAGGUUGCGCACUAGAAAAAAACGAAAAAUACCUUCAAAGGUGCCACCGUGGAUAACGUCAAACUAAAUGACAAUUAUAUAACAAUAACAUAACACAGGUUCUCAAAUGGAUUUUAUGCAAUUGAAAAUUAAAAUGAUUUUUCUAAAGACAAUUUUCGUUAUAUGUUUAUCGCUUCAUUACGUUGUAACAGCCGAACCAGAGUACACUGUACACAGAGGAUCCAUUAAAUACGAUGGCGUAAAACCCGAAAUUUUGCCAUUUCAACAACAUCGGCUCCGUCGAGAUGCUAGUACCUACGCCGUCUCAUCUGAAGCAGCUCUCGUUACUAGUACCCUCAGUACGGUAACUAGCGAAUCCAAUUAUGUACCGAAUGUUACCGCUGCCACAACCAAUGCAACUGAAGCUACCUCCGCGCCGUCGGUUGUGGUGACAAAGAUACCGCUACUCGGGGUCAACGGUUCUGGUGUACUACAUGUGAACGUAACCGGUAACACGCCCAAAGUUAGCGACCCCAUACUCCCAGAUGACAAUUUCCCGAAUAUCUUCAAAGAAACACCCGAAACUAUCAAGGCCGAACAGAACUUGACAUCAUUAAACUAUGACAAUCACGCCUUCUACAACAGUUCUUUUAUCGGAAACGUGACGUAUUUCCAAGAAUACUGGGCAAAUAUCACAGAACCCAAGUCGGAGGUACACAGCGUCCUUAGCGACUCACAUCGGCGGGCAACUACUAUAAAGCUGAGUUUCGAUUUUCCGUUCUACGGUCACGUCGUUCGCAAUAUAACAGUUGCUACGGGCGGUUUCCUGUACACCGGGGACCACGUACACAACUGGCUGGCCGCGACACAGUACAUAGCGCCGCUGAUGGCUAACUUCGACACAACCAUCACCAACGACAGCCUCGUCAAGAUGCAUGACGACGGUGAGAAGUUCAGCGUGUUCUGGGAAAAGGCGACACUUCAAGAGGAUCAUACAAAGAAAUUCACUUUCGCUGUUACACUUUAUAAUAACGGUGACAUCAUAUUUGCUUACAAAGACAUACCGAUACCCGUACAGAAAAUAAACGAUGUGGAACAUCCAGUUAAAGUCGGAAUAAGUGAUGCUUACCUCAACGAUAAAAUAUUAUUCUACGUCCGCCGUAAGACCAUCUACGAGUAUCACAGAAUAUCGUUCAUGACCCACGAGAUAACAAACAACACUAUAUUGAAGCUGAUAGCGUUACCAACGUGCCUCGAGUACAACACUUGCAGCGACUGUCUCAACCACAACACCGGAUUCAAUUGUCUAUGGUGCGAAAAACUCCAGAAGUGUUCCAGUGGUACAGAUCGGAAUAAACAAGAUUGGCUGCUAAGAAAUUGUGAAAAGUUCAAUAUAUCUUCGGUGCAAUCCUGUCCAGCCAGCCCUCAUGUAGACCAGCCCGCGGGUAGUAACACGGCUUACGAGACUGAUUCAAAAGAUAAUAAUACAGACACCGCUGUACUAACCGACGAUAAUACCGAGGCUCGUGUGACGGCGCGGAGGGCCCAGGAGGUUCAUACUACAGAGGCGAGGUCGCCCGUGGGCGGGGUGGUGGCAGCUUUCCUCGCCGUGGCCUUAGUCUGCAGUCUCGUGAGCUGGGCCUUGUACGCCUUCAAGAAUCCCCACACACGUUCCGGACAACUCCUCAUCAAGUAUCGUCCCUCGCAAUGGAACUGGCGCAGGGGUGAGGCUCGCUACACCGCCGCUACAAUACACAUGUAACAUGAACAGAGUAACGCUAACUACACAACCUUAACACUACUUCCCAUACAAAUAAUGUGAGAAGGUAUACAUACAACCACAUUACAUCUAUUGAUAUAUAAAAAUAAUAAUGUUUUAGAAAUUAUUUUUACAAAUGUUGGGACUUACAAAAAUUUAACUGUUAAUAGUCGGGGGGUUGUUACGUAACUAUAUCAUUGUUGCUGUGUAUUUUAACUUACUUAUUGAAGGUUGUUGGUAAUGAAUCGUCCGAAGACCAAGCUUUGCCACUUGGUAUUCUUAUAAGCCUUAUAAUCAUCAAUAUUGUCCAUAUAUUAUAUAUAAGUAUGCUUAAGAAAAAUUGCUGCACUGUUGCCGCUCGCUUACACUUAUAUAUGUGUUUUGGUGCUUCGUAUUGGCAGCAUUAUGUACUUUAAUAUAAAAACUUUAUGUAACUUAAAUGGCAGUAUAAAAAAUUUAAAACAUAUUUUAUAAGAGAAUGUAUUUUUAUAAUUUUACAAUGUUUUAUACUAGUUAAAAAGAAUUGUAAUUUCUGUAACAUAUGUAACACAUUACUUAAGACGUUCGGGACGUAGUGCGAAUAACGAGAAAUUGUUUAGAUCUUGCUCAAUUUGUUAAAAAAUAUAUAUAUUUUACAUAGACAAGGUAAAAAAAAAUGUAACAAAUGAAUUUGUAAAUUGGCACCGCUAUAUUGCACCGAAGUGCCUUAGAUAUUCCGUAAGACGUGUCUAAAUCUCCGUCCCUGUUUACCGUAGUAUAGAGAAAAAAAAAUAUUUAAGUGAAAUAUAGCGUAAGUUGACAAAAUUGUAUGACGUUUUUGUCUGUGUGAUUAAAAAAAAAACUAAUUCCAUUUUAUCUUCCAGUUUUAAAGAAUAAAAAUGUUAAAAACUAUCAGUGAUAUAUAUAGGAACAUAUCUAUUAAGAUACAUUCGGCUCCGCUUACUUGUGAAGACUAUAGUUUUAAUAUUAAGAUAUAAAUAUAUAUUUUAAAAUAUCCAUUUAAUGGAUGUUUACAUGGAAUCUCCACAACGUCUUACGGAACUCGACACACUAUAUAAUCACUUAAAUUCUUAAACGAUAUCAUUAAUACUUAAGUUAAUAAAAAAAUGAAUGAAUAUUAGAGUGAUAUUAUGUGUUAAAUAUAUUAUUAUGGAUAUUGUAACUGUAUUUUACUUGGGGUGCACUUUAUAUAUUAGCAGCAUAAUAUAUCAGUAAUAACAAAGCACGCCAAAGAACCUUAGACGAAUGUUAAAAAAUUCAUCAAAAUGCACUUUUUUAAUAGCAUAUAUACUUUAAUGGUCCAAAUUAUAAUGUUUGGCUUUUGUAUUUUAUUUUUUUCGAUCGUAUUUUCAAGAUAAACGUGGUCCUUACUUAAAUUUAUAUUUUAAAUCAAUUUAAACAUAUAUAUAUAUGUAUACAUACCCUAAAUGCUUAUACCUUAGGGACCAAUUAUGAUUUCUUAAUAAAAAAUGUGCCGUUAAAUCAA
Messenger RNA from Danaus plexippus (monarch butterfly), 3471 nucleotides. Its product is annotated as plexin domain-containing protein 2. The transcript has 12 exons. The record is from RefSeq and is a predicted model, not a curated record. Lineage: Eukaryota; Metazoa; Arthropoda; Insecta; Lepidoptera; Nymphalidae. Bases 354 to 1988 code for a protein of 544 amino acids.